This is a messenger RNA of Paramecium tetraurelia, 655 nucleotides long. RefSeq lists its product as uncharacterized. The transcript is spliced from 2 exons. NCBI's taxonomy places the organism in Eukaryota, Ciliophora, Oligohymenophorea, Peniculida, Parameciidae. The record is from RefSeq and is a predicted model, not a curated record.
GCUAAAUACAAACAUUAAUGGAUAUUAUGUACAAUAACCAUUCUACUACCCAUAUGGGUUCUAGUAUUUUAUAAUGCCAGCACCAAUUGCAUUCACUAAUACAUAGAUAAUUAACUAUCCAAAUUAAGUUAAGCAUAAUAAUACUUAAACAAAUGAUAUAUCUAUCGAAGUGAACAAACCACAGGAAGAGCAAAAACUAAAAACUAUAUCUGAAACCGAGAGUCAAUUCGAUUCUGAUAGUAGCAAUGAAGAUUCUAGAGAUUAACCAGCGAGACCCAAAUCAAUUAAGCUCAAUCUAACCAAAAAAAUUAAGACGCCUAACCUAUUAGUUAAAUCUACAAACAUCCAAAAAAAUUAUGCCAAAGCUAUGGUGUCCUAUGCUUGUCGUUAGCGCGCUUUGGUUUUUGAGACUCUAGGAGAACAGGGUGGAGAAGAAUUUCUUAAGUUAAUGAUAAGACUGAAAAAUAGACUUAGAAAUGUUGCACACAUUACAAGAUUUACUCAUGUAGAAGAAUUUUUAUCAUUGUUCAGAAUUUUGGGAAACAAUUUUAUGAAGAAGGACUCAGUUAGUUACAUCUAUAACUCCAAGAUAUAAUAGAAGAGCUGCCACUUAUCCAAUAUGACUAUUGUUAGGAAUUCUCUUUUAAAGUAUUGA